GUAAGCUGGCAUUUAGGCCUCAAACCAGCUUCCCCGCCGCCGCCGGAGGCUUCACUCCUCCAGCAUUAUCCACCGUGCUAAGUCUCUUUCUUUCUCCCCUCCCCUUCUCUCUAUCUCUGGUGCGAACACACCAGCGCCGAGAUGAAUAAUACCAGCGAAGGAAUUAAUAAAGUAGUAGUAGCUUCAGCAGCAGAGGAGGAGCAGCAGUGCAGAAUCAUAUAUAUACCAGACAAGCCUCCAGUUCCUCCUCACCUUCAACCCACUGUGAAUGUCCACGCUGCUGUUAUUGAACCGAAACAUGCCAAUACUCUAGUGAGGAAGUUGAACCAAAUUGCACCGCUGGAGAAACUUCGCCAUGUGAAGCGUGUGCGCAAGAAAUCUCAGGAUGGAGGCAAGAACGAGCUGUCUGUGAUCUUGUGCUUGGCUUCUGAAAGUGAUAGCGAGUUGGAUGGAGCUCCAAAUGAUGUGCUCGAGCUCAUUAAGCAAUACCAGUUGAGUACUUUUGUUGCCAAAGUUUGCAGAUAUGCUGCAUCAACGAAGGAAGAAUGGGAUGAGCAAUGCAAGUUCUGGCCAACAUCUUAUCAUCCACCUACCUAUAACAUAUCUGGCAUAACUGGAUUCAGCAAAGAGGAUACAAAGUCAGUUUUUGGCUUCAUGAAAUAUGCAGUUGACUUGGCAAGGUCAUGCUCUAAUCUGGUGGUCAAUGCUGCUGUUAUUGUUGAUCCUUCAACUAAACAGGUCAUUUCAAGUGCAUGCGACCAAGAUCUUUCUAGGACUGGUUGCAAAUUUAAGACCAACAUGGAAACAAAUUGCUUCAAACAUGAACCCUUUACUCCCACCAGUACAUCUGAAAGUGAAAAUCAUCAGACAUUAUUUGCAAGCCAUGUAUCCAACCUAAAAGGGUUGCAUAUCUGUGUAUCUUGUUUGCAUCCAUGGGGAUGGACUGAGCAGCAGUUACCUGAAAGUUCUAUUUCCUGGCAUCCUUUGCGCCAUGCUGCUAUGGUGGCAAUUGAACAUUCUGCUGCUAGAGAUAGGCUUCUUUAUCCUGAUAGUGGACAUAGUGGAGCUGAGAUGAUUGAAGAGGGUUAUCUGGUUCCCAGUUCAACAGGCUUGCCUUCAAAGAGACAAAAAAUUAAUUUUACUCAGGAUGGAAAUGAUGAGAAUCUUGACUGGAAAACUAAUGCUUUGCAAUCUGAUUCUGCAAAGCCUUACUUAUGCACUGGUUAUGACAUCUAUCUUGUCUGGGAGCCAUGCACUAUGUGUGCCAUGGCCCUUGUACAUCAGCGAGUUAAGCGAAUAUUUUACGCUCUUCCAAAUCCAAAUGCUGGUGCGCUGGGAAGUGUUCACAGGUUACAAGGAGAGAGGAGUUUGAAUCACCACUAUGCUGUUUUCAGGGUUUUGUUACCUGAAGAGAUGGUCAAAGAUGAAACUUUAGUCUCCAUUAUUUCUAACAAUUAUCAAAUUAAAACAUAGGAAAAAGAAUACUCAUCGACACCGGGCAUUGACUGUAGAAUCCACCAUAUGCAAUAAAACUAAUAACAUAUCAGCACUCCUCAACUGACUUUUGAAAUUUGUUUUUAAGAUCUUUGGUGGACGGAGAUUUAACUGGACCUUAGUGAGUAUGUAUGCCAAAGCAGUUGGAAAUCGUGAACCGAAUGAGAGGAAAGGUGAUUUACUUGUUAUGGAGAUGAUUGGAUCCCAAACAAGAAGAUUUUGGAACAAAUAAGCUUUCUGAAGUCCCCAGAAAAUUGAAGCAAGUCUUUUAUCAGUAGCAGGAGUUCCUUUCUUUUGGAUGCAGGCAUUUUGUCUUCUUCAAUGUUGUAAAACUAACAAUUCUUUUGACAGUGGAAAGAAAGAUAAAAUACAUGAGAGCUAUGGUCCUGCUGAAUUUUUU
Coffea eugenioides is the source of this 1894-nucleotide messenger RNA. Its product is annotated as tRNA-specific adenosine deaminase TAD3. NCBI's taxonomy places the organism in Eukaryota, Viridiplantae, Streptophyta, Magnoliopsida, Gentianales, Rubiaceae. Gene Ontology annotation, cellular component: cytoplasm; nucleus. The coding region runs from base 142 to 1473 and encodes 443 amino acids. The transcript is spliced from 10 exons. The record is from RefSeq and is a predicted model, not a curated record. Gene Ontology annotation, biological process: tRNA wobble adenosine to inosine editing. Gene Ontology annotation, molecular function: tRNA-specific adenosine-34 deaminase activity.